CACUCUCUCUCUCUCUGUUUCUCUGGUCUGUCUCUGUCAUUUCUUCUUCUCUCUCUCUCUCUCUCUCUGUCUCUCUCUCUCUCACACACACACACACACACACACACACACACCACUCUGUUGACUCGCUCUCCGCUCCGGUCUCUGUGUGUAACGAUGUCAGAUCUGGAGAACUGCCUGAACACCAUCAUUCACAUCUUCCACAAAUACUCGGAGCGAGAAGGAGACAAAAACACCCUGAAGAAGAGCGAGCUGAAGGAACUGCUCACACACGAGCUGCCGUCAUUCACGCAGCAUAUAAAGGACCCGUCCUCAUUUGAUUCUCUGAUGGAGGGUCUCGACGCUGACGGAGACGCCGAGUGCGACUUCCAGGAGUUCAUGACCUUCAUCACCAUGGUGACCAUCUGCUGCCACGAGUUCUUCGAGCACCAUGAGGACGAAUGAGAUGGAGAGGAAAGAGGGAGAGCUGGAAAAUAAACGAGAUUUUAUUAUUAGUGUAACAGCAUAGAAUCACAAUCCAUGACUUAGAGUUAUUAUUAUUAUUAUUUCUGUUUUGUUGGGGAUUGGCUGAUUAUUCCCGGGUUUAACUCGAUUAAACUGGUUUUGACUGGUUUUUACAGAGUGGCUUUAGCUGGUUGUAACUAGUUCUUACUGGAUUUGACUGGUUUGUACUAUUUUUGACAAGUUGUGACUGCUUCUAGCUAGGUUUGAUUUACUUUGACUGGUUUUGACUGGUUCUAACUGGUUAUGGAUGAAUUAUAAUAAAGUAACUAGUUUUGACUGGUUUGUUCUGACUGGAUUUGACUGGUUUGAAGUGGUUUUGACUUGUGCGACUAGUUUUAAUUAGUUUGUAAUGACUGGAUUUGACUGGUUUUAACUGGUUUUGAAUGCCUUAUACUGGGAUGUUGAUGGUUUUUCAAAUCAAAUGUAAGCUGAAUUUCUUAUCAAUUAUCGCUGUUAUCUUUUUUUUUUUUCUUUUUUAGCCAAAUAUAUCUGACCAUAUCUGAUACCUAACCAUAUUUGCUAAUUUUUUUUUUUUGUGUGUGUGAAAAUAAAACAAGCAAAAGGAAUGUAGUGACUGGAACACAUAACCCCAGUUUUCCAUAAAAUGGAUGAAUUUGAGUAAUAUUUUAUAUUUCACUGUGAAACAUAACAGACGGUUAUAAAACACUCCAGUCUGAGUGAGUUUUUUCAGUGGCACUUAAAAAAUAAAAUAAAAGCUUUUGACAAAUCACACCGUUACUUAAUCAGAAUUAAAUUCAACCAAAAUGUUACACUGAGUUAUUAUUUUGUGGUUCUGUGGAAAGUAAAUUCACGAUGUUCACUUUUUAACACUGUGAGCUACUACUGGUACUGACAUUAGCUAAAACGCUACGCAUGAAACGUACAGGUCCUGCUACGUUCCUCUGUCAUUUCUAAUGGAAGCUUGUAACCGAUAAUAAAAAUGAUUUCAAUACA
This is a messenger RNA of Pangasianodon hypophthalmus (striped catfish), 1458 nucleotides long. RefSeq names its product S100 calcium binding protein, beta (neural) (gene s100b). Gene Ontology annotation, molecular function: S100 protein binding; RAGE receptor binding. Gene Ontology annotation, cellular component: nucleus; cytoplasm. The transcript is spliced from 3 exons. Gene Ontology annotation, biological process: positive regulation of canonical NF-kappaB signal transduction; positive regulation of cell population proliferation. The coding region runs from base 157 to 444 and encodes 95 amino acids. The record is from RefSeq and is a predicted model, not a curated record. NCBI's taxonomy places the organism in Eukaryota, Metazoa, Chordata, Actinopteri, Siluriformes, Pangasiidae.